This is a messenger RNA of Poeciliopsis prolifica (blackstripe livebearer), 4499 nucleotides long. RefSeq names its product ankyrin repeat domain-containing protein 1-like. The record is from RefSeq and is a predicted model, not a curated record. Lineage: Eukaryota; Metazoa; Chordata; Actinopteri; Cyprinodontiformes; Poeciliidae. Gene Ontology annotation, molecular function: protein binding.
AGAAUCCAAUGAUACAUCCCUUGGGGUUUAUCGCCUGACCCGGCUACCGGGACGCAGCUGACCGAGCAGCUCUGACAAACAGACAAUGUGUGAAGACGCUGCUGGGCUGACGACAGACAUCCCAGGAAGAUAUGAGGAAGGAGUGGCGCUCGUUUCUGGUUUGUCUUCUUUAUCUGAGAUGGUGAUAAAAGCUGAUGAAGCUGUGCCGCUGUCAGCAGAACAUCACACUUCAUCACGCACAGAAGUAACUGGCUUGUUGUUGUUGAUUCUCAUGGCUGUUUGCAGGGAGAGGAGCCUCUGCACAGAUCACACAGCAUUAAAGGAGAUGUACGAUCAUCACAUUUUUCAGGGUUUUCUGCCUCCAUUCGGGUCUGAACUAAAACAAAGAAAAAACAAAAACACCCAGCCAGUUUUUUAGUUCAUGUUUUUUGGUGUCUGGAAAAUGAGUCAUUUCAAAAACCUUCCAAUAAUUGUGAAACCAAUAACAGACAGUACAUUUCUCAGGAGCCAUUGUUAAAAUCAUCAUUACACAUCAGUCUGUUGGUCAAUGUUUCAUUCAUUGAUGCUGAGCAGAACCAGAACCAGCAGACCUGAGGGUUCUGGAAGGUUGAUGCAACAGCAGAUCUUUAAGACAUUCAGUCAUUUAUAAAAUGCAAACAGCAUCUUAUUCUCUCAGUGAAGGACUGGGAGUGAUGUGCUCCAUCUUACUAGUUUUUGUCAGAGCGCCAGCAGCAGUUUCUCGAUCAGCAGCGUUCUGGAGGCCUGGCUUUUGCUAGUCAGACGUGUGAAGACCCUGUUGCUCUAUAUAGAUCUAGUAAUAUCAAAAAGCUAUAGAUCUAGUAAUCAACUAGAUCUAUAGCCCUACAUUAGCUCCACAGAUAAGUUCAGUUUUGUUUCUGUUCAGAAAGUUUUGGCACAUCCACACAUUUAUGACACGGUUCAGUGGUGGACAGCUCACCAGAGUCACCUGGUGAGCUGUGCAUCAUCUGCGUAGUUAUGGAAGCUAAUCUUCAUUCCUGAUAUAAUCUGAGUCGGUGGAGCAUACAUAAAUGUCCCUUCAGGUCCAGUGGUUCUAUAAUCUGAAGCAGCUGAAUCAAGGAGGAGGUUCAGUGGAUUCCUAAGCAGUGACAGUUUCCUCAGGAAAUCUUCCCAUUUUUGAAGAUCAACACGACUCAGAGGUUUAAUCUUAGCUUGUCGUGUCUCUGACUGGUUUUAAACCAUUAAGUGAUCAUCAGUGACUGGACCGCCCAUCAUUCCUGACAUUGAUCUGCCUCUGGCUUGUGAUUGGUGAGCGAUGAGCUCAGCCUGAGUGGCUCAUGCGUCCCUGUUUGAUGUGAAACGUGAAGUUUGACCACAUUGACCAGCUGGCCAGGAAGGUGACCGCCCCGCUGACGGACGUCCUGAUGACACCGGCUCUGAGGAGACGUUUGGAAGUGAAGCUAUUUAUUGCUCCAGCAUCACCGACCUGUCUCCUCAUGGUGACAUCACUGCAUUUUCCCUGCAUGCUCCGCAUGGUGGGAUUAAUGACAGGAAAACGGAUCACUCUGUUUCACAUUUGAUUUAAAACAUGAGCCUCCUCUAAACACGGCUGCACUUCUGUUUACAACCACAUUUAAAAGAUCGUUUGGCUUUCAGUUUUGCUCUAUAAAUUUGAUAAAGUGAUGCUGAGUUGUCAUUAAUUAGCAACUUGUUUAGAAGCAAAUGUUUUACUUUUAAAUCUUCAUCAUAAAGCAGCUUCUGUUUUAAUAUUCACAUAAAUACACAUUUUAUCGAUAUAACUUUGUUUAGAUAAUUUUUUAGAUGGAUACAACACAAAAAGGAUUUCUAUUAAUAGUGACUCACAUCACAGGUGAUGGACAGAAUUAUACUGUACUAACAGAGAUGGAGAGUAGACGAGAGGGCACACUCUGAUUCAAAUUCACAUCCAAAUUAAUUUUAACGUCAAAUUAAUUCAAGUUACAUAUAAACAGCUGAAACUCUGAGUUUGCCUCAGGAAACGAGGAUAAAAAUCCAUCUCUUGAUCAUCAUUGAUCAAUAUGUUUGAUGAUCACUUUAAAGAUGACUUGACGAAAUGAUUUGGUUUUUGAUAUUUGACAAAAAAUCAUGUUUAUUGCUUGUUUCAUAACUGCUGGCUGUAUUGUGUUUUCCUGAUAUAAAAUACAAAUAAAUUUAAUUUGACUCUCCAGGAUUUAUGGUUAAUAGUGAAUAAAAAUAUAAUAAUUUACUCUUCAAUCUCAACUUCAAGAAAAAUUGAAUCAUUUAGUGAAAAAGAAAUAUUUCUACUACAACUAAAAGAAAAUUAGAUACAUUUCUUUCAAAACAUUUUUACAAAAAAUGUACAAAUUUCCUUGUAACUUUGACGACAAUUAGAAUUUAAAUGAUAUAUUAAAACAAAGUCACAUUUUUCUGAAAAGCGAGCUAAAAACCCCAAAAUAAAAUACAGUGCAAAUUAAAACGUACAUGUGCAAAAUGAGCUAAAAACCUAAAUCAAAAAAUACAAUCAGAUAAAUUAAAAGAUAAAAUAAAAAGAAAAAUGAGAACUAGAAAAUUUAAAGUUUUUCUUUUAAACAUUUUCAAGUUCCCAGAUGAAACAAAAUAAAAUGUACAGAAAGAGUUUUCACCUUGACAUGUCAGCAGAGUGACACCUCUGUCUUGUGCUCCAUCUUUGCAUGCUGACACACUGAUGUCCAAACUGGGAGGACUGGGGGCCGGACGCGUCCCAGCAGCACGAGGACAGUAACACGACGCCGACUGGACGCUUUUCCUGCCUCAUAUAAAAGAGCCGCAGGCUGCAGAGGGACAGACGCAGAGGGACAGUACCGGGACACCACAGGACCCAAAUCUGUCCCAGAACCUCCAAGCUUCUCGGGAUGGGACUGCUGAGUGUGGAAGAACUGGUGACCGGGAAGAGGUCAGAGGUCAAAGAUUCCAGCGACUUCCCGGGGGGCAAGUACGAGGCAGCCGUCCACCAGGAGAAGCGGGAUGACCGUCGGUCGCUCCAGGAGCUGCCAGGGGGAGGCGGAGCUGCGGGAGAGGUCAGCGUGCUGGCUCUGAACACGGACAGAAGCGGGAGGCUGAAGCUGGAGACUGUGGACGAUCUGUUCAACAUCCUGCAGCUGAGGAAGAGGAGGAAGGAGAGGAAGUCUUCUGUGUUCAAGAAAACUGAACCGGAACCAGAGACAGUGCCAGAAACGGUGGAUGAGCAGCUGUUCCUCACGGCGGUUAUGGAGAACAAACUUCCUGUGGUGGAGAAGUACCUGGCCGACGGAGGAAACCCAAACGCUGCAGAUAACUUUCAGAGAACUGCUCUGCACAAAGCUUCCUUCAAAGGACAUGUGGAGGUGAUGAGAAGACUUGUGGAGGCCGGCGCCGCCAUAGAGCAGAAAGACAAGCUGGAGGCCACAGCCGUCCAUUGGGCCUGCAGGGGAGGCAGCCUGCCAGCCCUGCAGCUCCUGCUCCACCAGGGAGCCAAGUUCACCAGCAGAGACAAGCUGCAGAGCACGCCUCUUCACGUCGCUGUGAGGACCGGACACUGCGAGUGCGCCGAGCAUCUCAUCCACUGUGGAGCCGACGUCAACGCCAGAGACAGAGACGGAGACACACCAAUGCACGACGCUGUGAGGAUAAACCGAUUCAAGAUGAUCAAGCUGCUGAUGAUGUAUGGCGCCAGCCUCAGCACCAAGAACAGCGAUGGAAAAACUCCAAUGGAGACGCUGUAUUCAUGGCAGAACGGAGCCAAGAGCCUGCUGUGUAACUUCAACGAGGAGAAGCCCUGAUGGCCUGGACUGUCUGCAGAAAACAGACGAUUCAGGGAUCUGAACCGGCAACCCGCUGGCUCAUUUGACCUUUGGUCUCCAUCAGGGAACAUUCACUGACAAUGUGAAUCCAAGCAGGAAGAGUUUUGUCUCUUCGGAGUCAACUGGACGCUGCUGGUCGGUGUCCAGCUGAAGACGAUUUCUUCUGUUUUCCUUUAUUUAAUAUUGAGCUGAGUUGAGUUCAGUGACAAUGCACCAGAUGGUGAUUAAUUUAUGGAUGAAUGAAAUAUUUAUUUAUUGCCAGAUGUGAUUUAUCUAACAGUGAGCGGUUCGUUGUGCUGAUCUGCACCUGAAGCAAAUCGUCUGCUUUGUGCUGUUAAAGGGAAAUAAGUCAGAACGAAGUAAGUUUGAUCUCCAGGUUGGACAGAAUCUCUCUCCUUUCCUUCUAGUUUUUAUUCAUUCUGAUGAUCUGUAAAUGUCCUGCUCCUUUUCACCCUUCUGUUCGGGACAAAAACUGAUAGAGAGUUCUCAAAACGUUCUCCCAUCAGGUGACCAUUAGGAUAUUCAGGCUCCACCUCUAAUUAUGAUGCUGAUGAACAGAGAGACAGAGCUGGAAUGCUGCUGAUGGUUCAGAGGAAGUUUGACAUGCAAAGUUAUUGAAACAAAUGGAUUUUGUAAGAUGUCUGUAACUUGGUUUUUAUUGAUUGAAAUAUAAAUAUUUAAUAAACUUGUCUUUGAUUUGAA